Hippoglossus stenolepis (Pacific halibut) is the source of this 2868-nucleotide messenger RNA. Its product is annotated as 4-galactosyl-N-acetylglucosaminide 3-alpha-L-fucosyltransferase 9-like. NCBI's taxonomy places the organism in Eukaryota, Metazoa, Chordata, Actinopteri, Pleuronectiformes, Pleuronectidae. The transcript is spliced from 2 exons. Gene Ontology annotation, cellular component: membrane. The record is from RefSeq and is a predicted model, not a curated record. The coding region runs from base 1082 to 2170 and encodes 362 amino acids. Gene Ontology annotation, molecular function: alpha-(1->3)-fucosyltransferase activity.
UCUUUAACUUCAGGAAGUCCCUAAAUGUAUAUUUCACCCAUUUAGAGAACUUGGAUGGCUUUCCAAGAUUACCCAAAGCCUGGUGUCCCACAUUAUCUGUCAUAUUUGAUAAAGUGGGACAACUAGAAAAUGUUUGAAAAAGACCAGAACUCAAACACAAUUUCAACAACUCAAUGCAUAUUGUGUUGCUUGAAUACAUCACAAACAUAAUUUGAUAACAAUUAGGAACAUUGUCUUAUUCAUGACGGACCUAUAUCCUUAACAUUAAUCUUGUCAGAAUCCCAUGUCAAUCAUGUUCUGAUUGACAUUGCACCCCCCCCCUUUGCUGUGACAUUACCCCCAUGAAGUCAAGUGAUUUCAGUCACAUGUUAUCAAUGCUAACAUACAAUAAAAGUCCUGUUGACUAGAUCUUUUUAGAACUGGAAAUAAACAGACUAAAGCUUAGGUGUCCCACAUUACCCAAUGUCCCAGAUCACCCAAAUUCACCCCUACCUGGGAGCAUGUUGACCAAGAACAUUUUGGAGGUUGCUGAAAACAAUUAGAUUUUUUUGCAGGAAUGUGAUACUAUUUUAAACCAUGUCGAUGUAGAAUGGUCACCUACUACUAUCACUAUUAUGACCAGAUAAAAAAAAAUAGUGCUUGUAAAGUAGGCCUGGAGAUGCAUGAAACCAUACUAAGGUGGAGUAACAACGUAAAUGUACUUUGCUAAAUCCCACCACUGUCUUUUACUUUAGAUUUAAGACUUUAGACUUCAUUGACACCUGGGGGGAAUUUGUUUUUUUACGGUCAUUUCAGUAAAAUCAACACAAAAGGACAAUUUUGCCCAUUUCUUAAAUAAAGUGCAAAAGCAGCCAAUUCCUGUUGUCACUAGAUUGCACUGUGACAGAUGUUGUCAUGCAGAUGCGUUGUUUGUAUUCAGUCUAUCGUUCAGGCUGAAACUCUCACUGGACAUGUUUGAAGAAACCUAGUAAAACUGGUUGGCCUUGUUGGGUCGGGAGGUGUGUCCCAUUUUUUUCAGUUUUCAAGUGGCAGGACAAAAACCGGGACAACAAGAGACUCAGUCCUGGUACUCUGAGCAAAGAUGAUAGGAUCUUCCAGUAAAACUCAGUGCCUGGCAAACUUAGCUACUGUUGGCCUUAUCUGCUGCGUUAUUUCUUUAUUUGUAUAUUUUGAGCCUCAAUCCCCUUUGUGUCCAAUUACAUCUACAUUGGGUAAUGGAAAAGUUAAUGAAGAGCCACCAGCUGAAAAGCCCAUCGUCCUGCUGUGGUUCUGGCCUCUUGGUGUGAGGUUUGAUUUCCAAAUCUGCUCAAGCUACUUCAACAUUGAUAGCUGCAUUCUGACUGAUGACAGAUCAUUGUAUAGCCAAGCAGAGGGAGUCAUCUUCUACCAUAAAGAAAUAAACUGGGGUUUGGAGAACUUGCCCAAGGAGCCACGUCCACAUUUUCAGAAGUGGAUUUGGUACAAUGUGGAAUCUCCCACGAACACGGAGAAAAAAACAGGUCUGGAAAACCUGUUCAACUUAACACUGAGCUACAGGCGAGACGCUGACAUCACAGUGAGGAAUGAGGUGACGAUCAAGGAAACGGAGACAAAGGAGGAAUUUGUUCUGCCCAAGAAAGACAAACUGGUUUGUUGGGUUGUCAGUAACAACAACCCAGCUACUGGAACAGCUUCGAGAGAGAAAUUUUACAGAGAACUGUCCCAACACAUAAAGGUUGAUGUCUUUGGUGUUGCUUUUACCGGGCACCCGUUAGAAUAUGAAAUGUAUUACCCAACUCUCGCGAGUUGUAAGUUUUAUCUCUCAUUUGAGAACUCGCUCCACAAGGACUACAUAACGGAGAAGGUCAACGGGCCCCUCAUAGCAGGGACUGUCCCUGUAGUUCUGGGUCCACCAAGAGAAAACUACGAGCAGUUCCUUCCCAAUGGUUCCUUCAUUCACGUAAAUGAUUUCGCUGAUGCUAAAGGACUGGCAGAGUUUCUGCAACACCUCGACACGGAUCAUGAAGCAUACAUGAGUUACUUUGAGUGGAGAAAGUACUAUGAAGUCACUGCUCAUCUUUUAUCAAUGAACAAUGAAUUCAUUCAUCCCGUCUGCCUCGCCUGUGACCACAUCUCAAAGUACAAAGAAUACCAUGUUAUCAAUGAUCUUUAUGGGUGGUACUUUUCAUGAAAACUAAAAAAACAAAGACCAGCUUCCUAUUUCAUGUUCUCUAUUGUCUUUCCUUGUUCUUGUCUUUGCACUUGGCACAUUUGUAGUGUCAUUUCCAGGAUGAUUUUGCAUUUCUCAAUCUGGAUGCUCUGAAAUCAUCACAAACAGUUUUAUAACGUAUGAGCAUCAAUUGUCAAUCUGCCCAACUGCACAGUAGAGCAUUGAUUUGUCAAAUUAUUGGAUGGGGCAUCAGUCAUAUGGACCCAGAAGAAUAUUUACACAUAACACCUCCAUUGCCAGGUGCUCUUGACAGAGGUACGGUCAAUACAUUUUUUGCAAUUUUAAAUUCUGUGACUUAUUCUGAUUUCUGUUUAGCACAUUAGAUCAACAUAUUAUACUUUUCUGUAAUCCUUAAGAUGUUUAUUAACCACACCAGAAGAAAGCAUGGAGAUAUCAUACUCAGAGGAGACAUGACGCAGCUUUUAGUGUUCUUGGUGCCAAAAGAGAAAAUUCGAUCAUCUGUCACUUUAACAAAAGCCUAAAUCAACCUUGUUUUAUGCAGUUUUUAAAAAGCAUUAUGAAAAGAAGGACAUAAAGCUGAAUAAUAAAAUGUAUAUUAUUCACAGAAAUGUCAUUAAUUAAUAUUAACGUGUAAAAGUCCUAUUUAUUUUUAUAAAGAAUCCCAUCUUAAAUAAAGAAACUAUAAUAUUAAUUUUAAA